This is a messenger RNA of Anastrepha ludens (Mexican fruit fly), 1080 nucleotides long. RefSeq lists its product as uncharacterized. Bases 1 to 1080 code for a protein of 359 amino acids. The record is from RefSeq and is a predicted model, not a curated record. Lineage: Eukaryota; Metazoa; Arthropoda; Insecta; Diptera; Tephritidae. The transcript has a single exon. Gene Ontology annotation, molecular function: catalytic activity.
AUGCAAAAAAUAGAUAUUGCACUUAUAUCCGCGCAAUACAAAAACAUUGAUGGUUAUUCCUGGACGUCGGAUGGUUCAAACAAGUCGGCGAUUUGGACAAUGGGACAUAUUAAGCCGCAGAGCAAAAUGAUGACUGCUAAACACGGCUUUACAUGGGUUAAGACGAAGGGCAUCUAUUUCUUCAGUUGUUAUGCUCCACCGAGCCUCACCGCAGAAGAAUAUGAACGAAUGCUGACAGCCUUGGCAUUUGAGGCACGUGGCAAGCAUCCAGUACUUAUAGCCGGCGAUUUCAAUGCGUGGUCUACUACCUGGGGAAGUACGCGUACUAGCAGACGUGGCAGAGUGCUUUUGGAAAGUCUGGCACCAUUUGACCUGGAAUUGCUCAAUGUGCCUGGUAAAUUCACUUUUCAAACCGAAAGAGGAUGCUCAAUAGUGGAUCCCGCCUUCGCAAAUAGUACUAUAGUGCGCAACGCAACAUGGACUGUAAGCUCCACCUACACGUACAGCGACCAUAAGGCAAUAACCAUCGAUAUACUAAUGGGUGUAGAAAAUAGUGAUUUUCGCCCUCAAAGAGCACAGAAAAGAGGAUGGAAGAGACAAUCUUUUGAUCCCGAAGUUUUCAACAUGAGCUGGAACGCUUGCCUAACUCUGGAUAGCGCUGGGGAACUGAAGGCAGAAGGCAUGACGGCGGUCGUAAGCAACUGUCUCAGCAAGGCCUGCGACGGGACCAUGCCUAGGUUAUCGGGAAGGCCACACAGAAAAGCAGUAUAUUGGUGGAAUAGUCACAUCGCAAAAAUAAGAGGAGACUGCAAUCGGGUGCGCAGAAAGCUGAAGCGAGCUUGUGGUACACCAGCCGUCGAUGCAUUAUUAGCACAACAUAAAACCUGUAAAGCUACGCUUAAAAAAGCUAUACAGGCUAACAAAAAUCGCUGUUUUAAAGAGCUUUGCGACAGCGUGAACGUCGACCCCUGGGGAAAGGGACAUAAGGUUGUAAUGAGAACUGUCAAGAAUCCCAGAGGACCACAGCCAACGUGCCCAGCCCUAUUGCGAGUAGUGGUUUCCACAUUAUUUCCAUAUUAG